AUGGGCGAACGCUGGGAUCGGGAUCGCUUCAUGUUUGAGCGAGCCCGCGACAGGUCUCGCUUUGACGAUGACCGAUCAUACAUGCGCGGCGGACGAGGCCGUGAACACUCAGAAGAGCGAUUCGAUCGCCGAACAAACCGCUCUUUCGACGAGGAUGACAUGGUCCGAGAUCGUCGCUACUACGGCGAGGAACCUCGUUACAUGCCUCAGCGAGAAAGAGAAGCACCUCCACCAUUUGCUCGCCGUGGUGUACUAGAGAAGGAGAGGGAGCGCGACUACUUCCCUCGCCGCGAAUCUCCUCCUCGACGACCUGGCUUCCUCCGUCGCCAAUCCUCUCUUGACACCUUUGACCGUCGACCAAGCCGUCUCUUCCGUGAGCGUGAGGAGUACCCUCCUCCCGCUCGCCGAGAGGACGUCCGCCGAGGCAGCCGGGAUGAAUACCGUGCUCCGGCCUACACCCCCAUCCCGCUCCCCAAGACCCGCGGACUGCCUCCACCCCGCCGAUUUGCCGACCAGGGUUUCUACGAUGACAUCAAGGUUGCCGAACCCGACUUCUACGGCGACGACGACUUCCGACCCUACCCUGAGAGGGUUCGUGAGAAGGAGUACACCAAGUCCCGCAGCCGCCGUGCCGUCAGCCGUGGCCGCAGCCGAGAUUCCCGCUCUACCCGCACUUGCUCCGUGCGAAGCAGCUCCUACUCGUCUUCCUCCAGCCGGUCUUCUAGCAGCAGUGGAGGCACUACUGUGCGCAGCGAGUAUCCCAAGAAGGGCAAGACUCGCAUUCCUGCCAAGCUCGUCUCCAAGAGGGCUCUGAUUGAUCUCGGAUACCCAUUCUUUGAAGAGGGUCACACUAUCAUUGUGCAAAAGGCUCUCGGCCAGGACAACAUUGACGAGCUCCUCAAGGUCAGCGAGGACUACAAGAAGGUUGAGGCAGAGAUCGCCGCGGCUCGCAAGCCAGCCGCUGCUAUUCUUCCUCCUCCACCCCAGGCCAAGCCUCAACCUCCUCCUCAGCAGCUCCCGCCUCAGCAGGCUCCUCCAGCUCCGAAAGCACCAUCUCAAGCACCACCGCCUCAGGCUCCGCCUCAACAGGCCCCUCCUCCUCAACAGCCCCCACCUCAGCAGGCUCCUCCGCCCCAAGCACCUCCAGCCCAGGCUCCCCCUCCUCAAGCGCCGCCGGCCCAAACGGCCCCCGCUCCAGUCCCCGUUCCGGCUCCGGCUCCUCCGCCUCCGGUCCAGGUGCAACCUGUCCCGGCCCCGAUGCCCAUGCCACCUCCUCCAGGCCCCAUCUACAUGAACCCUCAGCCUGCUCCUGUCGAAAUUGUGGACGAGACCGAGACCAUCAUUCGCGAUGUUUCGCCAUCUCGUUCUACGACUACCAUGUCAAGCUGGGAUUCGUACCAUCACCAUCACCAGGGCGAGCUCAUCCACAAGUCUCGCUCCCGAUCUCGUAAUGGACGUCGUGAGAUUCGUGCCGAGAUUCGCGCUCUAGAGCGUGAGCUCGCUCACCGACCCAGAGGACGGUCCAGCACGGGCGGCGAGAUCGUCCACGCUGAGCGACUACCUGACGGACAAGUCGUCAUUGUAGAGGACAAGCUAGAGAAGGUGGUUGAGCACCGCAAGCCUCCGCGAAUUGAAAAGGACAAGAAAGGACCUCCUCCCAAGCUCAUGCGGGCCAUGCUUGCGACCCUGACUUGA
This is a messenger RNA of Fusarium falciforme, 1695 nucleotides long. RefSeq lists its product as hypothetical. NCBI's taxonomy places the organism in Eukaryota, Fungi, Ascomycota, Sordariomycetes, Hypocreales, Nectriaceae. The coding region runs from base 1 to 1695 and encodes 564 amino acids. The transcript is spliced from 4 exons. The record is from RefSeq and is a predicted model, not a curated record.